AUGGUUGGAAAGAAAUCGGGCAAGGCCCUUCGAGAUGAAGGUCUGGAGCGGACGGACAAUAAUAUGGAUCUCUCCAGCUGGCCACAGGUGGCAGCAAUUAACCAAAAGAACUACUACACUGAUUACCUCAAGCGAGACGAUCAGUAUCUGGCAUUCAGAUUGCAAAACGAAGAAGCUAGAACCAAAAUGACCAAGUCCGCGAAAGACCGAGACCGCGCUCUCGCAAUGGCAAAAACCGAACCUGCAGAGGGAGAGGCGGAAGCAGAUGGCGAUGCCAAUAUGGAAGAUGCAGAGGAGACCCCAGCCGAGACAGUAGGCUCAAAGGUCAUUGUGAUCCAUGUUGGCAGCCAAAACCUACGAAUUGGAUUGUCGAGCGAUGCACUACCGAAAACAGUACCAAUGGUGAUUGCGAGAAAAGCGAAAACAAGCGAGAGCGAGGAUCAAGAGGAACCGAAUCCAAAGAGACAGAAACGUGAUGAUGGUACACCCGAAGAGCCUGAACAUCUUUUCGGAACAGAGUGGUCCUCUCAAUUUAACAAGAUGUCAGCCGAUCUCAAAGUCCACAUGCGUACAAACAAGCGUCGAAUGUUGCCCAACUCUAAGGAGAUGGUGGUCAACUUUAACCGACGUACAGUGCCGGAAACCAUCUCUGAGCAUAAUGAUCCAAUGCGCAUUGAGUGGACUGAACUUUCAACCCCUCCACCAGAGUAUAUUGUCGGACAGGCCGCAUUAAGGGUACCGGACUCAUCUAAGCCUCGAUACAAGCUUUACUGGCCUCUUCGAAAUGGCUCCUGCAACGAACGGGAUUAUGCCAGUAAGCGCAUGCUUUUCCUGGAUAUCUCCAUAAUUCUCGAGGAUGCCAUCAAGAAUCAACUCGGCUUGACUAGCAAGAAGGACUGGGCUCAGUACUCCUGUGUUUUUGUCAUUCCCGACUUGUAUGAAAAGUCAUAUGUCACCCAGAUUCUAGAGAUGUUGAUGCGCGAGUUUUCAUUUGCCCGAGUUUGCUUUAUCCAAGAGAGCCUGGCUGCAACUUUUGGCGCUGGCUUGACUUCCGCUUGUGUGGUCGACAUCGGAGCUCAGAAGACAUCAAUUUGUUGUGUAGAAGAAGGCAUGUGUGUGGAAAACUCGCGCGUAAACCUGAAAAUGGGAGGCCGCGACGUCACCGAAACAUUUAUCAAAAUGAUGCUGCAUGACCAUUUCCCUUAUGCCGACAUUGAUUUGUGGCGAAGAUACGACUUUCUGUUGGCAGAGGAUCUCAAAAGGACGAUCUGUACCAUGGCAGAGGCCAAUGUCUCUCCACAAGUUUUUGAUUUCCACCUCCGAGUGGCUGGUCAAGAUACUCAGAAACAUACUUUCAAGGCAUUCGAUGAGGUCCAUCUUGCCCCAAUGGGCUUUUUUGAGCCGACCAUCUUUGAUAACCCGCCGAAGCUUGAUGGGCGUCGCAAGCUGAUUGAACGCUCGGUUGACAUCUACGACGGUCAGACUAACGAUCCUCUCUCAACAGCACAAUCAGAAAUCUUGACAGCCCUUGCCCCUCCGCUCCCCAAGACCAAUGGAGAACUACAAUCAGCCCCAGCAGAUGCACAAGCAACCCAGAGCAAAGCCCAGCAAUCGGGUGCAUUAGGUCGAGUCCAGGACCAAGAAGCUACGCCUCAUUCUUCUGUGGCAGGCUCCCCAGCGCCAGAAACUACAGGGACACCACAGGCUGGUGGAGCUAAUACUUCUGCUGCCCCUGCAACAAGUACGCAGACUCCUCGCAUUGCCGUUGAAGAGCGUGACGACAUCCUGCCUGUUUUCCCUCUCGACAGUGCAAUCUUGACCUCGAUCGCUCAUGCAGCCCGCUCUGAUGAGAAGAAAAUGAGAGACUUUAUUGGUGGUAUCAUGGUUAUUGGUGGUGGUACCCUGACCAGUGGGUUUCACUUGUGCUUAGAAGAGCGCCUUCAAAGCCUCCGUCCCGGAUUCCUCAAGGAAAUCAUGAUUGGAGCUCCUCCCAGAGACCUGGACCCCCAGGUUGUUGUAUGGAAAGGUGCUAGCAUCUUUGGCAAACUAAGUGGAACGAAUGAUAGCUGGAUCGGAAAGCUUGAGUAUGACCGAUUAGGUCACCGGCUCAUGGCGUACAAGUGCAUGUGGGCAUAUUGA
Molecule: messenger RNA, 2139 nt
Organism: Penicillium malachiteum
Lineage: Eukaryota; Fungi; Ascomycota; Eurotiomycetes; Eurotiales; Aspergillaceae
Product: putative chromatin remodeling complex subunit (Arp8)
Exons: 4
Coding region: 1-2139 (712 amino acids)
Biological process (GO): regulation of DNA-templated transcription; double-strand break repair
Cellular component (GO): Ino80 complex
Source: RefSeq, a predicted model, not a curated record